Messenger RNA from Erigeron canadensis, 1027 nucleotides. RefSeq names its product auxin-responsive protein IAA18-like. NCBI's taxonomy places the organism in Eukaryota, Viridiplantae, Streptophyta, Magnoliopsida, Asterales, Asteraceae. Gene Ontology annotation, cellular component: nucleus. Gene Ontology annotation, biological process: regulation of DNA-templated transcription. The coding region runs from base 192 to 854 and encodes 220 amino acids. The transcript has 4 exons. Gene Ontology annotation, molecular function: protein binding. The record is from RefSeq and is a predicted model, not a curated record.
CUCAUGUGAUGCUAUUCUUUUUCCUUGCAAUUAGUAUUACCUUAUAAAUUAUCUUCAACAUCUUUUUACGUGUGUAUUAGAGGUCUAUCCUAUUAAGCUCGUAUAUAUCUUUAGUUAAUCUAAGGUAUCGCUUUCGUUUCUCAGAAGUCGACUUCGAUAUUAUUUCGGGACGCUUUAUUUGGAAAGCACAAAUGGAUGGAUACCCUGAAAAGAACAAGGUGAUGACAAUAGAAGCUUAUGAGGAAACAAGGCUAGAACUAAGGCUAUGUCCUCCAGGGGAUGAUCAGGACUUUUAUUCCAUUAGCACAACUAAUGGCACCAAUUUUCCACCAAAGACACUCAAAGGCUCACAUAAAAGGGGUGCACAACCUGCAGUGGUGGUGGGGUGGCCACCAGUGAGAACAUCAAGGAAAAACAUCAGGACAACAUCUAGCAACUCCAACAAGGCGGAGUCGUCUUUGCCAGAAAAGGUUCCAACAUAUGGAAGUUGUCGCAAGAAAACCAUUUCCGACGAUGACAGAAGUUUGUAUGUGAAAAUUAAUAUGGAUGGAGUUGCCAUUGGAAGAAAGGUUGAUUUGAAAGCAUAUGAUGAUUAUCAGAUGCUCUCAUUAGCUGUAGAUGAACUUUUUAAAGGACUUUUGACAGCUCAAGGAGACACUACUUCUUCUGGCACAACAAACGAGACGAUGGGACUAUUGGAUGGGAGCGGAGAGUACACUCUAGUUUACGAGGAUAAUGAAGGAGAUAGAAUUCUUGUUGGAGACGUCCCUUGGGACAUGUUUAUAUCUUCAGCAAAAAGGCUUCGUGUGCUGAAAACUUCAGAGUUGUCUGUUAUUCGUCAUCGGAAUAAUUGAUCACAAGUCAUGGCAAAUGGCGAUCGAUCAAGUUUUUAAGCAUCUCGCUUUUGUUAAUUAGAUCAGAAUUGAAGGUUUUUCAAAGAAUGGGUACGUUAUAUAUAUUGUAAAAGUUGUUGAAAAAUUAAUGAAAUAAAAUAGGGCUUGGAAGUGUUUGAUUUGUGCUUUUGUGA